Puntigrus tetrazona (Sumatra barb) is the source of this 2482-nucleotide messenger RNA. RefSeq names its product phosphomannomutase 1 (gene pmm1). Gene Ontology annotation, molecular function: phosphomannomutase activity. The record is from RefSeq and is a predicted model, not a curated record. Gene Ontology annotation, cellular component: cytosol. NCBI's taxonomy places the organism in Eukaryota, Metazoa, Chordata, Actinopteri, Cypriniformes, Cyprinidae. Gene Ontology annotation, biological process: mannose metabolic process; protein N-linked glycosylation; GDP-mannose biosynthetic process. The transcript has 8 exons. Bases 2 to 1000 code for a protein of 332 amino acids.
UAUGAAUUCAUUCACACUCAGCAGUGAACAUGUAGUGUGCACUGUAAACCUAGUAAAUAACACUCGCCGGGAAUCGUUUAUCUUCCGGUUUCGAGAAAGACUGUUUCUAUUCUUAUGCGUUCACUCAUCUCGAGUCAUUUCGAGACUCGCUUGUAUACAUGCAAUUGAUUUUUUAUUUUAUUUUACGCCUACUUCAUCUGCUGGACGAGGAGACAUGGAUGUGAAGUGUCGUGUCGCCGGAGGUCGCAGUGUCUUGUGCUUGUUUGAUGUGGACGGAACGCUGACCCCCCCGAGAGAGAAGAUCGACCCUGAGCUGGACGAUUUCUUCCAGGCCUUGAGAAAGAAGGUGAAGAUCGGCGUGGUGGGCGGUUCAGAUUAUUCCAAAAUCGCAGAACAGCUCGGAGACGGAGAUGAAGUCAUACGCAAAUUUGACUACGUCUUCGCAGAGAACGGAACCGUGCAAUAUAAAGACGGCAAACUCAUCUCUAAACAGGCCAUUCAGAAUCAUCUGGGCGAGGAGUUACUGCAGGACCUCAUCAACUUCUGCCUCAGCUACAUGGGGCUCAUCAAGCUACCCAAGAAACGAGGGACGUUCAUUGAGUUUCGUAAUGGCAUGAUCAACAUCUCACCCAUCGGACGCAGCUGCACUCUAGAAGAGCGGAUCGAGUUCUCUGAAAUCGACAAGAGAGAGAAGAUACGAGAGAAGUUUGUGGCGGCUCUGCAGAAGGAGUUUGCUGGAAAAGGCCUGCGGUUCACCAGAGGGGGGCUGAUCAGUUUCGACAUCUUCCCGGAGGGCUGGGACAAACGCCUCUGUCUGGAAGUCCUGGAGCAGGAAGGACUGGACGCCAUCUACUUCUUCGGCAAUGAAACUACAUUGGGUGGAAACGACUACGAGAUCUUUGAAGACCCUCGGACGAUCGGCUUCUCCGUCUGCUCUCCUGAAGACACGGCGCGGCUCUGCAGGGAGAUGUUCUUUAAAGCUCCACCCAAUGAGGCGUGAAGCGUGUGUUCGCUGCACGGACCCCAGACUGCCCGCGUGCGGCCCCUGCCGGCCCCCGAGAACCAGCGGACCGAGACAGAACCACUGCUGGGCCGCAGACUCAAGGGACCGCAUGUAAAUAUCACUCACAGAGACUCGGCGUGUUCAUUUUUUGGAACAUUUUAAUGGUUUUCCAAAUAUUCAUUUUAAAGAUUUACCCUCUUUUUUUAUAAUAAAAGCUGUUUUGCUGCAGCCGCGUUCACACUGCGACAUUUCCGGAGUGACAUCUGCGUACGAAUCCUCUGAAUGAGGCACAGGACUCGCUCAAGAAGAUUUUUUUUUUUUUUUACCAAAGUAUUAGCUGUUAGUUAUCAGUUAGAGGCUUGUUUGUUUACCAGGUGCGCUCCGUGCAAAGGUAGCAUUUUUUUGUACAGUGUAUCGUAAAAUAAUGCAUUUUAACUGCUUUACUUGAAAAUAAUUGCCCAUCCACUCUUAAUAUGCCGAAACCAGUCCUUUAACGUUUCGUGUCUCGUCAUGUUGGCAAUUACAAACAUCUCCAUCCAUAUCUUCCAUACCUUUUAGCAUGCGUUUAGCAUUUCUGUCGCGCAGCAGUUGUCGGAUAUCAGAUGUUCAGCCGAAAGCUACAUCUCAGCUCCCAUUCUUCAACCGUUAGAACUUCUGCUCGCCUUCUUCGAACGGUAAACCCCACCUCCUUUGAUUUUGAUCGGUCAUUUCAAUCGUCCGACACUGAAGAGCCCCCUUAUAGGUAGAAAAAAAUUCUUUCCAGAGCAUGCGAUCUUUAACAGAUCAUUACAGCUAGUUCCCAGACAGCGCGUCUGUUGAAGAUGUCGGUUUUACAUACAUGCUAAAUCAUAAACCCCUUAAAGACCUCUAACAGACGGAUGAGGUGUAAAUGGAGCCGGAUUAGGAGUGACUCCGGAUCGGCGGUGUGUGAACGCGACUCAGUGCAGUGGAUCUGCUCCACGUUAAGUUUUGUCGUGCUUUUCCGAGAUGUUUGCGCUCAUUUCUGGGAUUGUUUAUCCUCUCCUGUGCUCUCGGACUGGACUCCGAGGUGUUUAAUGAACGGUCUGGUGUUUGUAUCGCGAGACAAUAUAAGAUUGACUGAAACGGGUUUGAAGCCGAGUUAAUUAAUAGUUGGUUCGUUUGUUGCAUCGCUCUCAGAACGGCUUUAGAUGUGACUUUUACGUGUUAAUCAUUCCAGACAUCGCUCAAACACUCCCUCCAUCCCUGAAAACAUGGUGCUGAUCCCAGAGAUUUCCAGGGCAUUGUAAAAAAAAAAAUUUUUUUAAACCAGAUAUCAAGUAUUUAUAAUUCAGAAUCCAUGUUCUGUUUAAUCUCAUGCUAUGAAUGUCGCUUCAUGUCUGACGGCAUAAAUGCACUUUAACUUGAAUUGAUUCAUAUCGAAAAUUACACUAACGGUGUAAAUGGUGCCGGAUUAAAGAAACAAUGUGACUUUAAUUCUAUUAAACUCAUUUGAGUAUC